UUUUCUGUAGGCGGUUUUUCAAAAGAAGAAAAGUCCAAAAAAAAAGACUCCGAACUGCUGUAAUUUGCUGUCAUUUCCACUCACUGGUGAACCAUGGCGUCAAAUAAAGACUGGUACAUGAAAGAUGUGUUUCAUUGGAGGACAGGGGCAAGUAUAGCCUGGUCUAUGCUCUUGCUUCCACCAGCUCUAGGGGUUUAUAUCUGCCUGGCCCAUUUUUCUCUCCUUCAUCCUACAGCAUGGCUUAUAGGAUGGAUAAGGACCUGCUUCUCUUUCCAUGGUAUGAGCUGUAUUUUCCUAGUCCUUCUGUGUUCAUUAUUUGCUGGAUUCAGCAAUGCAAUGUCAUAUAUUGCGGUUCCCUACAUCCAUAGGAACCGGGUGUCAAUCAUCCUGUCAGUCACACGGCCGCCACGCCUCCUUCAUGCAGCAGGCCACGCCCUCCUGGGCGGGGUCACAGCCUGGUCCUGUUGUAAGCUGAUUGGUGGCAGCUACCAAGAGCUGUCGACACGGUGUAACGGGGAGGAGAGUGGGCUGUGUCUCAAUGAACGCCACCUCUUUCUUGUCUUGUUUGGGGCUUUCUUGGGAGCUGUAUACAGUGUUGCUUACUUUCUUCACAGACAAAAUCUCCUGACUUUCAACAUUAUACAGCAGGUGAAGUUCUUCCAAGUAAAGUCUAGUGUUCCGCAGUCGGUCUUGAAGAACUCUGUUUGGGCCCUCCGUCUGUGUGCAUACUACUUUGCCUUCUAUUACUUAUGCGGUUGUUUGUUCAAAUCCUGGCUCCUGACCAAUCUGCAGCUCCAGGAGCUUCCGAUCCCUGUGGACUCCAUCAGAGGUCUCCUGGAUGUCAGGCUGCUAUGGCAGGCAUGGCUUGUGGGAACCAUCAUCACCCACCUAUGGACUUUCUCUCUUUAUUUGUUCAAGGUGUUCAAUACAGAGGUGUACGAGUUCCCGAUAGAGACCGCUUUCAGCACCAGUGAGGAGUGCACCCUGUAUCGGGCUUUGGGUCAGCAGAACAGUCCUCUGGUCAAGUACCUGGCUUAUCAAGACCUAAGCAUCCUAGCUGAACACUCACCAGCCAGGAGAAAACAGAUCUUCACUCUGAGUCAGCCAGGUGGUCACCCACACAACUGGACAAGGAUUAGCUCAGAGUGCCUGGCACUGAUCGCCUCGCUGACCGAUCGGUUGAUUGUCCACCAAGAGUGGGCAGCAAACGGGAUCAACAGGGAGAAGAGGAUGCAGAUAGAGGAAGAAAAGAAGAAAAAGAAGAAUCAGAGUGGGAAAGACACACAGAGAGCAUCUAGCAGUACCUCCUUCUACUCGACAGCAACCUCCCCUGGGCCUCACCAGCGUAUUGCCACCCUGUCCGCCACCCCCUACGGUACCCCUGCUGACUACCCCGCCCCUGGGUAUGGCACCCCCAGGACGCCAGCCCGUCAUAACGCCAGCUAUAGCGCCGUCACACCUGGCCGUGGUGACAGCGUGUGGGUUGAUUCCCCGGGCAGUCAGAGCUAUGUCCCUUCAACCAGGAGACCUAUCCAUGAGCAAUAUAGUGGUAUGUCCCCUCAACGGCCACCUUAUCUAUCAUUCAGAAGACCCUUCGUCUUCCUGCAGCCCCGGAUCGCAGUCAUCAGACAGCUGCCUCUCUACCGAUAUUUUGUGGACCCGUUUCCCGAGGCUGAUAAUCGCUUGCUGUUCACCGACACACAGCUCCACAUAUGGGCUUUAGAAGCCUUGGCUUCGCUGGUUGCAGCCUCCUACACUGAGGACUCUUAUGGAGUAGUGCAGAAAAGUUUGCCAGACAUACUCACUGAAAUGCUUGCCUUAUAUAAUGCUCUAGAAAAGCUUCUGAAGCUUCCAACACUCCUGACCGCUCGUGACCCCCGUGAACUCAAGGUCACCAGGAUAGGCCCCGCUCACCCGGAUGAUCAGCUACGUAAUGAUCUUAGAACGACCGUCAAGACGUCACUUCACAGAAUCAGCUCCACCUUCAGCAAACAUCUCAAGAGUGUUCCACUGGCACUAGAGUACAAAAAGCAGCUGGAUGAAUUGAUGGAUUACAAAAUAUGAAAAGAGAGAGGUCUUACAUAUGAUGAUCUCAAGAUAACAACAAACAAUUUAUACGUUCUUUCAGAGUUGUACAUUGACAUACGGUCAUAAUUGAGCAUGACGAUGACUGCUGAUGAGUUUUUCAUUUUGCUUGUCCGUGCUGAUUUUUUGAUUUUGCUUGUCUGUGCUGAUGACUUGUUUUACCUUCAAGACUGAUGGGACCAUUAUACCAAAGAAAAUAUUGAACUUAGGUUUCUUUGUGGUUGUGUUGAGCGACAAAAAUAGAGAAGCAGUGCG
Messenger RNA from Strongylocentrotus purpuratus (purple sea urchin), 2340 nucleotides. It is a transcript of the gene ndc1, whose product is annotated as nucleoporin NDC1. The record is from RefSeq and is a predicted model, not a curated record. Lineage: Eukaryota; Metazoa; Echinodermata; Echinoidea; Camarodonta; Strongylocentrotidae. Gene Ontology annotation, cellular component: nuclear pore transmembrane ring. Gene Ontology annotation, molecular function: protein-macromolecule adaptor activity. The transcript has 14 exons. Gene Ontology annotation, biological process: nuclear pore organization. Bases 94 to 2064 code for a protein of 656 amino acids.